Messenger RNA from Mercurialis annua (annual mercury), 724 nucleotides. RefSeq names its product protein CHLORORESPIRATORY REDUCTION 41, chloroplastic. The transcript has a single exon. The record is from RefSeq and is a predicted model, not a curated record. Bases 70 to 687 code for a protein of 205 amino acids. Lineage: Eukaryota; Viridiplantae; Streptophyta; Magnoliopsida; Malpighiales; Euphorbiaceae.
AUUUUGUUAUCCAAAAACAAUCAACAAAACAAAGUUAAAAAUAGCUUCCUCAACUAGAGUUAUCUCCAAAUGGCUUCCACUUUCCUUCACUCUCUAACCCAACCAAAUCCACUUCUCCUAAACCAUCACCACCCCAAAAAAACCAAUGUCUUCACUAUCAAAUGCAAUUCAAAUGAAUCAACCAAUGAACCCAAAAUUAAUGAUGACCCAACUCCAUAUUCCACCACCUUAAACAACCCAAACAACUUCCCAAUAGAAAAGAGAAGAAAAUCAGAAAUCCUAAGAGAAAAAAAGCAAAAACUUGAACUUUCAAAGGGUGACCCACCAAAUUUUGAAGUUGGGUGGAGAAGAACAAAGCCCAUUGAGAUAGAGAAGCCAAAAGGGUAUGUGAUUAUGGAUUUUUUGGGAAAAUUGGAGGAGCUAAUGGGCAAAGAAUUUGGGUCAGUUGCUCUGUUGGCUAAGGUUGGUGAAAUAGUGGCAGAGAGAGCUAGAGAAGAAGCUGAAGUUUUAAGAGAUGAAGGUAAAGUUGAAGAUAGAAUGGUGACUGAGUUGUUUAGGGUUUUGAAGUUGAUGGAAAUGGAUUUGGCUAUGGUUAAAGCUUCUGUUAAAGAAGAUACUUUGAAUCAGAGACUUGAACAAGCUAAAGCUAGAUGUAGACAAGCUAUUCUUGUUGCUAAUUCUUUUUGAUUUCUUGUUGAUUAUGAUUAAUAUGGGUUUUAAUAUU